ACAUUCAAUUAUCAUCUGGUAAUUAAAAAAAAAAACAAUUAUCUGAAAAACAUCUAUCAAGCUUGAAGGCGACGCAUUUUCUUAUCAAAAAAAAAAAAGAAACUUCCUUUUGUAAAUCGACGGAGGAGACAGAGAGAUUUGAUCGAUUGAUGGAACUGGUCCCGUACGACUCGGAGACGACGAAAUCAUCCAUCCCGGAAAACCUCGCCUGGCAAGACAUGUUCCGCUCCGCCUCAACGCGUAAACCUCAAGACCCUUCUCCUCCUCCGUCUUAUCCGCCGCGAAACCCUUCCGCCGCCGAUGGAGGAGGAUCCGGGAACCCGUCGCUAUCCUCCGUCGAUUCCCAGGCCCGUCUCGCAAUCUACAUAGCCAUGGCCCACGCCGGCCUCGCCUUGGCCAUCUUCGUCCUCUACUUCGUGGGAAAACUCCUGCAGGAGUAUCUCCGACCGAUCCAGUGGGCGAUCCUCUGUUCGAUUCCGCUGAGAGGCAUCCAAGAGACCCUCGUCGAUUUCUGGAGCGAGCCCUUGAAGCUAGGGCUAACCGAAGUCAUCCUCGCUGUCCCCGUCUGGGUCUUCAACGUCUUCAUCGGAUCCCUCGUGGACAUUAAAAACGUGUGCUUUAGGGUUUUCCUCAGGAGAUCGAAACCCAAGAGGAAGAGAACCGGUGGGUUCUCGAGGUUGGUUAAAUGGUUAGUCUCCUUCGGUGUGUUCGUCAUUGCUUAUGAGAGGAUUGGUGCUAUUGGCUCUCUUGUGAUCCUCUCGUUAGGGUUUCUCUUUAGCUCCAAGAAUGUGGACUCCACGCUCUCUGCUGUGUCUUCCCUGAGGAGUAACAGUUUCAGGAGAAGUCAUUUCACUGCCUAUUUCACCAGAGGGAUCAUGACGAGGCUGAACACGAUCGUCGCUAUUGGUUUGAUUGUGUUGAUGAUUCUUGGCUCCUUGACUGGUGUCAUCUUCUUCUCUUAUAAGAUCGGCGUUGAAGGGAAAGACGCUGUUUACUCUCUCAAGUCUCACGUGGAAGAGAGCAAUUACGCUGAGAAGAUUGGGAUCAAGCAGUGGAUGGAUGAGAACGAUGUCCCCGGGAUGGUUGAUAUGUACUCGACGCAGUUCUACGAGACGGUUUCUGAGCAGAUUGAUAGCUUGGCAAUGCAGUAUAACAUGACGGAGUUGGUCACUGGGAUUAAGCAUUUCGUGAUCGGGCAUCCUCAGAACACGUCGACGCCGUCCACCGCGCUUAUAGCUCCGUCGCCUUACACUGAGAAGCUCAUGAGUUUGAGGAGUCGGGUUAAGAACCGAGAGUGGAGUCAGAUAUACUCGGAGGUGGAUGUGAUUUUCAGGGAGCUUAUCAUCACUAGAGAGGAUUUAGUGGAGAAAGCUAAAGGCUUUGCGGUUAAAGGAAUGGAUGUAUCGCAAAGGGUGUUCUCAAGCAGCGCUUCCGUUGUUGGGGGCGGCGCUAAGUUCGUUUUCUCUAUAGGAACCUCGAUCAUUUCAGGAGCUGCGGAGUUUUUCAACUUUGUCUCUCAGCUAAUGGUUUUCAUUUGGGUUCUCUACAUUCUUAUCACGUCGGAAUCAGGCGGUGUUACUGAGCAAGUCAUGAACAUGCUUCCCAUCAACGCAGCUGCUAGAGUCAGGUGCGUUGAAGUCCUAGACUUGGCUAUCUCUGGCGUGCUUUUAGCUACAGCGGAGAUCGCGUUCUUCCAAGGAUGUCUCACUUGGUUAUUGUUUAGACUAUACAAUAUACAUUUCCUCUACAUGUCGACCGUUCUCGCAUUCAUCAGCGCUCUGUUACCGAUCUUCCCUUACUGGUUCGCCACGAUCCCAGCGGCAUUGCAGCUGGUGCUGGAAGGAAGAUACAUUAUUGCAGUGACUUUGUCGGUGACUCAUCUUGUGUUGAUGGAGUAUGGCGCUUCAGAGAUUCAAGAUGAUAUUCCAGGGUCUAAUGCUUACCUUACUGGACUAAGCAUUAUUGGUGGAGUGACUCUGUUUCCUUCUGCUCUCGAGGGAGCUAUAAUGGGACCGUUGAUAACGACGGUGGUGAUUGCAUUAAAGGAUCUGUAUGCAGAGUUUGUCUUGAAUGAUCCGAAGAAGAUCGAUUAGCUGGUAUUGGUUUCUUUGAUAGGAGCUUCAAUUGCUUCUGCCAUGGCUGCUUUGUAUUUGGGAGAAGAAUCAUGUAGAUUAGUAGAGAGAGAGAGAGAAAGAGAGGGGAGUCUAUAUUGUUGAUUGUUUGAGAUUUGUUUGCUUUGGAAUGUAAUUUAUAAUGUGUAAGUAGUAUGUUUCUCUGUUGUAUUCUAUGAGGUCUGAUUCUUUGGGGGAAACCGUGUAAUAGUUUUUGGUUUAUACUAUUUGUGUUCUCUUGAAAUUGAAGUUCUACGAAUAGCAUAUGGAA
Molecule: messenger RNA, 2382 nt
Organism: Brassica oleracea var. oleracea
Lineage: Eukaryota; Viridiplantae; Streptophyta; Magnoliopsida; Brassicales; Brassicaceae
Product: transmembrane protein 245
Exons: 2
Coding region: 150-2093 (647 amino acids)
Source: RefSeq, a predicted model, not a curated record